CAGCUCAUUGUGGCCCUCGACUACUCCCAUAGGAUGGGAGUGUUCAACCGUGACCUGAAGCUCCAGCACCUCCUAAUGGAGAGCGCGGCAGCCACUGAUGAAUUCCUCGUUAUCAAGCUGAUUGACUUCGGGGACUGCAAGAAUGCCUCAGAGUCCACACCAGACUCCUACGUCGGAACCGGAAACUACAUGUCCCCCGAAGUCCUGUUCACCACCUUCGGCGGUCCAAAGUACGAUGGUCGCAAGGCCGACGUCUGGCUGGUAGGCUGCUGCCUAUACCGAAUGUUGUUUGGAGCGGAUGUGAAAAUCCCCCUCGAUCCGGAGUGGAAUUGCGCCAGCGACCCCAGCGAGUGGCCGCAGAACGCCGUCAAGACGCCACCCAGCCGCCUCGGCAACGGCGAGCUGCUGCCGCCCGUCUCUGCCGAGUGCAUGGACUUCCUCAACAGGACGCUGCAGGUGUGUCCCAGUCGGAGGAUCACCAUGGACGACGUCUGGGAGCACCCCUGGUUUCAGACCAACCUGCCUGCCGGCAACAGGGAAUACAACGACGCGCUGAUUGCCGAGGGCCCGCAGGACCUCCCGGACGGCAUUCAGACGGAUGAGGAGUUGAAAGGAAUCCUGGACAUGGCUUGA
Ostreobium quekettii is the source of this 633-nucleotide messenger RNA. The record is from the annotation of a GenBank genome assembly. Lineage: Eukaryota; Viridiplantae; Chlorophyta; Ulvophyceae; Bryopsidales; Ostreobiaceae.